This is a messenger RNA of Dalotia coriaria, 7742 nucleotides long. RefSeq names its product Myosin 81F (gene Myo81F). The record is from RefSeq and is a predicted model, not a curated record. Gene Ontology annotation, molecular function: ATP binding; cytoskeletal motor activity; protein binding. Gene Ontology annotation, biological process: signal transduction. The coding region runs from base 383 to 6814 and encodes 2143 amino acids. Lineage: Eukaryota; Metazoa; Arthropoda; Insecta; Coleoptera; Staphylinidae. The transcript has 13 exons. Gene Ontology annotation, cellular component: myosin complex; cytoskeleton.
GAGAGACGAAGACGCAGAGGGUUGCUUUCCGUUCAGUUAAGCGCGGCGCGUGCGAGCGACGAGCUAUCGGCGUCUGCACUCCUAACAUACAGCUCACGCGUGUCUUCUCUUGCUGUUCGCGCGUCUUCGUCGGGGGAUAUAAUCUCUGCUUGUGUGCAGUGUACUUCGCGCGGGCCUGCAGGGUGUGCGCGUGUAUUUUGUCGUCAUCGCACGCGAGUGUGCGCACGCGGUCUCUUCCUGCGCCGGUCGAGCCCCAGCCCCAGUUUGCGAACCCACCCCGAGCGAGCGCGCCCCGCACGACGAUGGGCGAUUGUUGAAAGAAAAGUGUUGCGAAUUGUGUCGCGUUCGGUGCGUGCCGGUGCGGAAAUUGACCAGCCACAUCAUGGUGCAGUUGGAUUUUUCCACCGUCGGAGUGGUGCCAGAAAAUGGUGUCCAGGACAUGACGCGCCUGACGGCGCUGGACGAAGAGGUCAUCAACCAAAACCUGCGAGUGCGAUACGAAAAAGAUCGCAUAUACACAUACACCGGAUCCAUCCUCGUCGCCGUCAACCCUUAUAAGGCCGUCGACAUCUACUCACAGCACUACGUUGAAAAAUAUCGCGGCAAAAAACUCGGCCUUGAAGAACCGCACGUGUUUGCCCUGGCGGAAGCGGCCUACGUCUCCCUGCAGAACCCGCACCAUAGCAAAGGCCACCUCAAUCAAAGUCUCGUCAUCAGCGGCGAGAGCGGCGCCGGCAAGACCGAAAACACCCGCUUUAUUCUACAAUACUUGUGUUCUGUAACCAGUGGUGUUUCCACUUGGGUAGAGCAACAAAUCCUCGAAGCAAACACUAUUUUGGAAGCGUUUGGUAAUGCGAGAACGAUCCGAAAUAACAAUUCGAGUCGCUUUGGAAAGUUUAUGCAGGUUUGCUUUGAUUCCCGAUGGAUGAUUGCGGGUUGCAUCGUGCAGGACUACCUGCUGGAGCAGUCUCGGAUUACGUUUCAGGGUCCUAAUGAAAGAAACUACCAUGUAUUCUAUCAGUUGAUUGAAGGUGCCAAGACUAAUCCGGAGCUAAUGCAACAAUUACACCUGAAACCAGUUGAAUUCUAUAAUUAUUUAAACAAAUCUGGGAAGAAUAAAGCAGAUGAUGACGAGAAAUCCUUGGAUAAUCUCCGGCUGGCGUUUAAUGUCUUGCAGCUGCCUCAGAAUAUGUGCAAUGGGAUUUUUCAGACACUGUCCGCCAUUUUGUGGUUGGGAAAUUUGGCUUUUCAGGAUAUUGACGGUGAAAGGUCAGACGUAACUAAGGAAGAUUUAAACAUACUGGAAAUCGUUGCGGAGCUUUUGGGUCUAGACAAAGAUCAGUUAAAACAGGUUGUCCUAGUGCGACAGAUUAAUGUGCGAGGUAACAUCACCGAGAUUCCACUUAAGUUCCAAGAGGCCGGUGAAAAUCGUCAUGCGAUGGCAAAGGCGUUAUACUCGCGCACCUUUGCGUGGUUGAUCAAUCACAUCAACAACUGCACGAACCCAGGUCAGGACGCUACUAGAUUCAUUGGAGUUUUAGAUAUCUUUGGUUUCGAGAACUUUGCUCUGAACUCGUUUGAACAACUCUGCAUUAAUUACACGAAUGAAAAACUUCACAAGUUUUUUAAUCAUUACGUGUUUGCUUUGGAACAAGAAAUUUAUAAAGCAGAGGAGAUUGAAUAUAAUCAUAUUGCGUUCACGGACAACACCCUGUGUCUGGAAUUGUUGGAGAAACCACCGCGAUGUAUUCUACGCUUGUUGUCGGAGCAGUGUCACAUGCCGCGCGGUUGCGACGCUUCGUACAUAUCGAAUUUGCAUGCGGAAUUCGAAGCGCACGAGAACUACUUCAAGGGGGAGGACAAGCGAAAGUGGGAAGUCGAGUUUGGCGUACGGCACUAUGCGGGUGGGGUGCUUUAUAACGUAAAAGGUUUUGUGGACAAAAACCGCGACGUGCAACAGGACGUCUUCUUUGACAUUCUUUCGAGAAGCACAUGCGAAUUCGUAAAAGAUUUGUCCAGUUAUCAGGAUUUAAAUGCAUGCCCUGCGAAAGGAAUUGCAAAUGGCGCUACUACUGUGUCACGGGGUACAAGUAAAGGUAAGCUUACUGUCUCGGACACGUUCCGACAUCAGUUGCAGGCUUUGGUAGACGUAUUGCAAAGCACGACGCCGUGGUACGUGCGCUGCAUCAAACCAAAUGCCAACAAAGACUCUAAUCAUUUCGACAAUACACUAGUCUUAGACCAAUUGAAAUAUCUCGGAAUGUUAGAUAUUAUUCGUAUAAGAAAGGAAGGUUUCCCGAUCCAUAUGGAUUUUAACGAUUUCAUUGCCCGAUAUCACUGCCUAUCGAAAAAUCGACUGCCAGUUGAUGCACGCGCCGCUUGUAAAUCUCUCAUCGAAAGUCACAACAUACCCAAAACUGAGUGGCAGAUUGGUAAGAAUAAAGUGUUCAUGCGUUCGCACGUGCAUGAACCGCUUGAGGAAACCCGAAAUAAGAUGCAGGCGGCUAAGGCGAUCCUUAUUCAGAAAACGUAUCGACGUUUUGCGGCGCAGAAGGAUUAUCAACAGAGGCGCAAUGCCGUGCUGCGGAUGCAACACGCUUACAAGGGUUGGAAGAGUCGCAUCGAAUUUCUGAAAAAGCGACGCGCCGCCAUCGUCAUCCAGAGCCACUUGCGCGGCGUUUUUGCACGCGAGGUCGCCGCCGCAUUGCGGGAGAUGCGCAGAGUGGAGGAGGAAAUGAGGAAGCGUGAACUAUUAGAGGAGGAACGGCGUGCGAAGGAAGCCGAAGCAAUUGCCCAGGAGCAGAAACUGGAACUUGAGAAGAGCGAAAAGGCGGCCGAGAAGGAAAUUGCCGCGCUGUCCCACAUGGCAGAACAGAUGAAGCCGCGCCUAACGGAAACCGCCACCGAGGCGGUCGAUUUGGACAAUCUGUUUGCCUUCCUGUCUGACCAGAGUCAGCCGCCCAAUAAAAUUAUCGAUGAGAUUGGUACGAAAAUGGACGAGUUGGUUGAAGACUUGGAUGUUGAAUUAGAAACCGUAAUUCAACAGGAAUUAGAAGGUUUGGCCCAAGAGCAGUUGACUGUGCCUACACCGCCUAAAAUGGGCUUGCCUUCACUGCCUGAACCGACGGAACCACCACCACCACCACCUCCUGUUACAAAUGAACCUCCUCCACCUCCACCAGUUAUUAUUCCUGAAGAUGUCCCUGUGGACAAGUCCACCAAUGAGCCUAUAUACGAAGCGGUACUACCAAGGGAUGAACCGCCGUGUGUGUCUCCUCCACCUCUGCCAGCCCCUCCAAGACUACCAUCGGAUUCACCACAUCAUAGUCCUCCAGUUUCCAGAUGCAACAGCGCUGGACCGCCAGCAUGGCGGUACAAUCAAGAACAAGAAGCACUGAAUGUUGAACGUGAAGCACGUCGUAAAUUCCGUGUUGAUAAGAAACUCCAAGAACUGUCCGAGAGCCAAGAAGAAAAAACUACCUCGGAGGAAGUGUUACAUGACAUGCUGGAGUUUGCCGAGAACUUUUACAAUGCACAUGAAAGAAGUCCAGAGGGUACCAUCAUGGCCACGCUGACGAGAAAACGAACCAUUGCUGAAAUGAUACCUAAAUAUGAAAUGUUAACGUAUUACAAAGGUAGUUCUAUUCCGAAUUCGCACAUUCACAUGUACGACCCCGACAAUGUGAACAUUGCCUGCACUAUUUUCCGCGAUAUUUGCAAGUAUAUUCGCGGUGAGUUCAACAAUGAUCGCGAAUUGGCAGUGAUUCAAAGCGUCAUUGGACAUGCUCUCGAACGUGAAGAGCUCAGGGAUGAAAUACUCGUGCAGUGCGUGCGCCAGGCAACCAAUAAUCCACUGCCGGAAGCCACCGAGCGCGUCUGGUUGAUGCUCUGUCUUUGCGUGGUGGCUUUCCAACCGUCGAAGAAUCUCUAUAAGUAUUUUGUAUCAUUCUUAAAGAAGAACUUAUCUCAAGGGGGCAGAAUUUCUCAAUAUGUGCAAUGGUGUUUGGAUAAUUGCAAUAAUAACAAGGUGACUGUGCGGGAACAUCCGCCAUCUUCAGUUGAAGUUGCUGCAAUGAAACGACUGGGGACUAUUGUGUGCAGAUUUUUCUUCUUAGACGGCCGAACGAAAGCAAUCGAUGUACAUCCAACUGAUACAGCAGGAGACGCUGCGAGAAAGUUAGCGGAAAGGUUAGGUUUGCGCACUUUGGAAGGUUGGGCAAUUUAUCAAAGUCGCGCUGAUGCCGAAGAACACGUGAGAGCUCAUCAUUAUUUGUACGAUGUUAUCGCAGCCUGGGAAAUGACGCAAAACAAGGCUAAUUCCGCUACGGGAAUGGCGACUAUGGGACGACGCAAUGGCGCGGGUGUUAGUAGUGGUGAAAACAGGUUUAUUUUUAAACGCCGCCUUUUCAAAUCUAACAGGGAACUCAGUCAAGAUCCGGUUGAAGUUAACUUGUUGUAUGCUCAAGCAGUCCAUAGUGUCGUGAAGAGCGAUGAUUUUCCCGUAACCGAAAAAGUUGCUCUACAAUUGGCUGGUCUGCAGGCUCAGGUAGCACUCGGCGACCCCAAAGAUAACAAUAAAUUGGAAUACUACACUGAUAUUGAUACAUACCUACCCUAUCGAAUCAGUAGAACACGAGGUGAGGAUGUUUGGGUUCCGAUUAUCGCUCAUGCUCAUCGACAAUAUGGAGCCGGACGCACCGAACUAACAGCAAAAGCACUCUAUUUAUCCUGCGUCAUGCAAUACCCGCUUUACGGAACCACUAUGUAUCCAGUUACAUAUCGCGGCUACUGGUCGUACGGUAACACGCUCGUGCUCGGUGUGAGCUGCAACGGCAUAAUGCUCAUAAAGCCGGACGACAAGUUCGUGCUUAAUGAGUACCCCUAUCACGAAAUCGAGAGCAUUAUGCUUGAUCCUAGUGAUAGCUUUAUUACCAUCACUCUGCAGCGUCAUAUGAAUGAUAAUAAUCACAAGUGUUUUGUGUUUGAAACGCCACAAAAGGGUGAGAUUGGUUCAUUGAUUGCUAGCUAUUGCCCAACUCUAGCAGGUUGGAUAACUGAAAACGAAGCACCGCAAAAGAAAGUAAAAGCUAUGACCAAUGAAGAUCGAAUUAGAUUGUAUCACAAUCUUGUGAAUUGCCGUCGCGCGUUAAUUGAUAAUGACAUUAUGCGCAAACCAGUAGAUCAAUCUGGUAAUUUCCUGAGGAAUACUCUCCGGCGAUUGAGUAAACACAAAUUAGACAAACUGCGCCAAGAACAUGGCGGUGAUAGUGGCGAGACUUAUAAAGGUUUCCAUUAUUCUUUCUGGGCAUUUAGCAGACAGCCAAUGCAGACCAGCAUCAGUCGCAUACCGGAAGCUGAGGAGCAAGUUAUGCUGCAAGUAUUUCAGAUUAUUUUAACUUAUGCUGGAUUGGGUCAAAAUGGCGAAGCAAUUCGUCGAGCAGAAGAUGAGCAUGUUACGCUACUUCAAUCGAUUUUGGAGCGUUGCAUGCGCAAGGAAUCGCUUUUGUGCGAAUUGUAUCUGCAACUCAUUAAGCAGACGACGGAUCACCCUGACCCUAACUCACGGGUUAAUUUACGACACUGGGCUUUGUUGUCGUUAGCCUGCUCGGUAGUUCUUCCACCUCAUAAAGCAAUGCGUCGGUACUUAAUUGCGCAUCUCAAACGAUGUAGCUCGGACUACGUAACUGAGGAAGGAAAGUUUGCACGUUUUGCAGAGAAAUGUUUAUCGAAAACGCAAGGUACUCGUAGGCGCCAAUGGCCGCCAUCUAGAGAAGAAAUUCUUUGCACUAUCAAUCGAAGACCAGUAUAUGCACGUUUUCAUUUCAUGGACGGGCAAUAUCAUUCGGUGGAGUUUCAUCCUUCAGCUACAGCACGAGAUGUAUUGGAAAUCGUGCGAGAUAAAAUCGGGUUGAGCACGAAUGCGAAGGGUUAUGCAAUUUAUGAAGUGUUGGGUAACUCUGAGCGAAGUCUGGCUAGCGAAGAAAAGGUUGCUGAUGUUAUGGCAAAAUGGGAGCGCUAUCGAGCAGCGUCUGCAGCUGCAAAUAACACAAAUACUGCACAAAAACGCGCAAGACCACAACAUCACUUCUUCCUAUUUAAGAAGCACUUGUUUAUGGAUACGUUCAUUAAUUUGAACGACCAGGUGGAGAAGGAAUUAUUGUAUCAUCAGGUGUUGCAUGAUUUACGAGCGGAUCGAUUUCCAAUUACUGACAAAGAAGCGAUGAUGUUGACUGCAUUACAAGCACAACUUGAGUUGGGUGACUGUGCAGAAACCCCACAUGAUUAUCGAACAAUCGCGUGUCAUUGUUUACCGGCCAGACUUGUUCCGGGUCUACCACAGGAAGGCGUUGCAAUGCAUCACCAAUCUCUUCGUGGAAUGACAGCGUCGGAAGCAAAACAAGCCUUCUUGAACUUGAUUCAAAGUUGGCCUCUGCAUAAAGCUACUAUUUUCGAUGUCAUGCAAUCAUUUACGUCGAAUUGGCCUAGAGUUCUAUGGCUUGCAGUUGAUCAAAAAGGCCUUCAUCUUCUUGAACAUCGCUCGCGUAAUACUCUUUGUACUUAUGAAUACAGCACUAUAUUAAGCUAUUCGCCAGCGCUAAACUGCCUCAUGAUCAUCACCGGGACUGCGUGCAAGCAGAGCAAGGUGAUCCUAACCACAGCACAAGCCUUCCAAAUCGCUACGCUAAUCAAGGAAUAUAUGGAAGUACUGCAAAGCGACAUGGUGGACCUAAAGCGUGCCCAACAGCAGCCGCGGAGUCGUCCCGUCAGCGUUCUACACCCGAACAAUAUGCUGGUGCCGCCUCAGCCUAGCUAGAAGCGGGUUCAUUUCGCUGAUCAAGUAACAUCCGCUGUCUACUAGAGAUUUUGUAGAAAUGUAUUUCAUGUGAUUGCUGGCGGCCGUCCGGCGAGACCAAGCGCAGCCGGUGCGGGACGGCCGAUGACUGUUGUAUUUGGACCGUGGAUGUUGCUUGAUUAGCGAAAUUUGUUUUAUUGACUAUAUACGUGUGUACAAAGCCGUAACAACAAUAGUAGCGCAUUAACUUACGAUAAAUCGUAGCUAGGACAAUUAAAUCAAAACUAUAAACAAAGCAAAAGACAAACAGAAUCGUUAACAUUCGCACUCGAGAAGAGUACAAACGUAGCGAUUAUAGCAAAAUAUCAGAAAGCAGAAUGUUAUUUUCACAACACACAUACUUAAAAAUGCAUAUUCAUAUUUAUAAUAUCGCACCAUCAUUCAAAAGAUUCCAAAGUAUUAUGUAUCAAGACUGAAUUUAAUCAAUAGUAUUCGCAAACAACCGAUUAUCCCGAACACCGAAGAAUAUGCUAUGUCGUAUUUUACUCUAUUUCCGCGAUUAGACUUGAUAAAUCUCCCCCUGUACGCAAAUGGGGCUUCCAAAUGAGUUGUGAGCAUAAUUUAAUGAUUUUUUAAAUUAUUGAAACAUUGAUUAUUGUGUAAUGAAUAUUUAUAUACAUAUUAAUAUUAUACGAAGAUAUAUACAGUACUAGUCAGAUAAAAUGUACAUAUUUAUACUAGUUGAAAAUAGUUUUAUCGCAAGACAUCAGGUAAACGCACGAUUUUCAAAAUGGACCGAUGAUGGCGGAAUGCGAGGGAUAAGAUUCGGAAUUUUGAGUGGCUUGAAGUGAAAUUUAUAAAUAAGCGAAUGAUAUUGUAUUGACUAAUCAUUAUUUAAAGUGAACAAGUAUAAAAUAUGUUACGCACAAAGUGUAUUUCGAAGUAUAAA